AUGUCCCCGAGGGCAUGCGCUGGAAAUGCGCGCGAACGAGUCACACGCGCCUGCGAGAGGUGUCGCAUCAAGAAGGCGAAAUGCGACGGUGACAUGCCAUGUUCUAGGUGCUGCGGCGACGACGAAGUCUGCAGAUUCAGCCUGCGCAAAAGACACGUCUUGAGGGGCGCAGUUCACAAACAGACAGACCAGAUCCUACAUGACAACGAAUCCUACAAGGCCGCCGUGCUGGAACUGUACAAGCGCGUCAUUUCCGGCCGGCGACUCGAGGACAGCGUCCACGACGUCCAGGUCAAUACUAACAUCACUGCCAUACUCAAUCGCGUCGGCGUCCUCGGCCAAGACAAAGAUGCUGCCUGCAUAGUCCACGCUUCUCGCGGAAUUCUAAAGUCUGAGGCAAAGUCGCUCUCAAGUCUCAGUAGACCAAUACAACCCGCCAUCACACCGAAUCCGAACAGAUCAGGGCAACCACCGCCUUUGACGCGGUCCGCAAGUUCAACUCCCCAAGCUACUUCCAUCGGUCGAACCUCUACGUACCGAUCAUCAGGCUCAGCUUCAGCAACUGCGACGAAACCCAAACCCCCGGCUUCUUUUGAGCCAUCGGCACGUCUACUGGAAAACAACGACGAUACGGCGCAGUCCUCGAAGUACCCACCGCUAUCCUCGCCAUGGCCACCACCGACGUGUGGUCCACCGAUCUCAGACUAUAAUCUGAUCGACGCGCCCACCACGUCUGUAUGGGUCAUCUCAGAUCCAGGCCAGGGUGGUAGCGAACGAGGUCCUCCUACGCCUAUGGUCAUGGGGGGCCCGCACCACCCCUAUUACGCAGUCCCACCAUGGCCGCAAGAUUUACAGGGUCGGGAAUAUCCUCCUCAGUGGGAAUGGCCGUUCCCGUUCCCUUCAUCCUAA
Cladophialophora carrionii CBS 160.54 is the source of this 909-nucleotide messenger RNA. RefSeq lists its product as uncharacterized. The record is from RefSeq and is a predicted model, not a curated record. Gene Ontology annotation, molecular function: DNA-binding transcription factor activity, RNA polymerase II-specific; sequence-specific DNA binding; zinc ion binding. The transcript has a single exon. Gene Ontology annotation, cellular component: nucleus. The coding region runs from base 1 to 909 and encodes 302 amino acids. Lineage: Eukaryota; Fungi; Ascomycota; Eurotiomycetes; Chaetothyriales; Herpotrichiellaceae. Gene Ontology annotation, biological process: positive regulation of transcription by RNA polymerase II.